Talaromyces atroroseus is the source of this 2649-nucleotide messenger RNA. RefSeq lists its product as hypothetical. NCBI's taxonomy places the organism in Eukaryota, Fungi, Ascomycota, Eurotiomycetes, Eurotiales, Trichocomaceae. The transcript has 2 exons. The record is from RefSeq and is a predicted model, not a curated record. Bases 1 to 2649 code for a protein of 882 amino acids.
AUGCUGUCCGCACCAGCAAAGUCCGCUCGCCGGAUAUCGUCCCUCUUCAACAUGAAGACAAACAGGGACUCGACGUCGUCGUCCACGUCGUCCGGCUCGCCCAAGCAGAUGCCCACUAAUAACACCAGUGGCAGUACGCAUCUAUCCGCCGACCACACGCGCGCCCGCAGCCAUUCCCGCCCAGCGGUGCGACAUGCUUCCUCGCCUCAACCCCAUUCCACAGCCUCUCGUCCCACCACCAGCCACGGCGGUGCACUCGAGCCCGAUAGCUUGGACUUGGAUGCGCCCCUUCCACCGCCGCCGUCGUUGCUGGAUAUUAAUCAGGAUUUGAUUGAGCCGGGCCCGUCAUCCUCACAGCCCUCACACAGCCGACAGGGCAGCAGAAGCACAAGUGCAACCCCCGCCGCACGUUCAAGAACGCCAGACACCCUGGCAAGUCAUCGACGGAGGAGCUGGAUGCCGGGAAAAUCGAAUUCGGUUCUGUUGGACGGGCCCGAUGCGGGCGACCAGCCUUUGUUUGAUGCUUGGGUUGCCGGCUUGGACCAGAAAAUCCCAUACGACAUAGCGUCGCUCGUGCGAGGCGAACAGAUACCCGAGCUGUGGAACGAACAAGGCGAUACGUUUGUUUAUCUCUUCCCGCAAAACACCCAUCGGCCAGCUUCGUUCAAGGUUGACUCAACUCUGUUUUCCGACUCGCCCUCUCUUACUUUUCUGGCCCGUGGUACCGACCCAAAGAUUGAAGCAUUGCGGCAAUCGGCCCGCACCCUAACCGUCACCGAUCCAGAUGGAAGCACUACCGCCCACGAGGACCAAUGGGUCAACGAUGCCGCCAGCAGCGGCAGCAACCGAAUGACGCUGGUCGACGAUCAACCGGAAGAUGUUCAAGAGCUUCAUCUCUACCUCCCUGUCCCUCUUCAUGGGGAUGUCUCGAGUGCGGAUAUCCCCCUGGCACAGGAAGAUUCAGACACGUUGAUGCUCUUCCGCAAUCUCUUUGCCUUUCUGCUAGGCCAGGCUCUCAUAGCCACACCAAAAUACCCCAGCCUGUUUUCCAUACUGAUGGAAGUGUCUAAUUUACUGCGUCGCUUCGAAUUCUCCAACUUUGAUGGAUCGAACUUUGGAGAGGUCGCUUCGUCGAGUUUUGCCAACUACUGUGACGAGCUUCAUUUAGCUGAUGUUCGGAAGAGUCGCGAGAAGACGAUCGAGGCGAUUGUCCUUGGGGAGAACUUGCGUCAUUACCCCCUCUAUCUCGAGGGCUUCGUUCAUGGCGUGGGGAAGAUGGACGAUAUUAGAAGUUUACGCAGCCCCAAGUAUGAUUUGAUCAAUCCGGUGACGCAAAAACGUUUGGAACGUGGCGCGAUUGACCUCGAAAAUCGCCUCACGGUCAUGCGAAUUAAGCUGGAUGAUUUCGACUUCCCGGCCUUGUGGUCUGGAAUUGCCAACUCGCACUCGGCAGCAGAGAGUAAAAUCGUCCGUUUCAAAUCGUGGAAACUAGCCCAUCUAGCAUUGCGAAAGCACGUUAUGGGCUAUUACCGAAAUAAAUACGGAUCGUGGCCCCCCAACGCCAGAUCGAAAAAGAACGACUUCGAAGGGAGCGGUCUCAACCGGUUGCUUUUAAAGGAGGUCUACGAAGACUUCACCGAUCUUUACGACAUGAUGGUGGAUCGCACAUCUUUGACCACACGCACGACGGAUAUGGCAACCGAAGACCUAGAUGUACCGGAUCCUGCAGAGGCAAUAACGCGAGCUUUGCGGCGGAUGCUGAGUGAGUACGAUCGUAGUACGCCACCUGUACAGCCGCCCAUUCCAUUUGAUAUACCUCAACUUCCCAGUCUGAAUUCCAUCCGACGGAAACCCGUGGACCCCAAAACAGAAGCCAAGGAGCGACAGAAGAAGCUCCACGAUUCUGAAAUCAACGAAGCCCUGAUGCGAUCGUACACCAGGGAGAGCCUGAAACCCACGCCGUUUGUUGAAAGCUUCAUGCAGUUUGAGCGCCGGAGUGCCCAUGGCAAGAGCUUGGACGAGCUGAUGGAUAACCGGAUUGGCCAAUGGAUCUUUAUCUACGCAGUUCUCCAGUCGCUCCCGUUGCUGGUCAUUGACGUGCUCAACGUGCGCUUUACCGAGGGAGUGGAAUAUUUCUUGUGCGUUGCACCUCGUGGAGGCGCGCCAUGGGUACAAAACGACAACAAGAGUGGGCGCAGUUGGUUUGGGGUUGCUGGUGGACAGGGGGUGGUCAGCUUGCCAUCAGACGUGGUCAAUAACGCAACCGACGCCGUAUACCGUCGCAGUCAUUGCUGGCAAGUUGCCAAUCAAUGGGCCGAGAGAAACUUCAACUCCCCGAUCACGACAACAACCGAAGACUCGGCCUCGCUGUUCUCUGCGGCACAUGCGCCGCAAUCCUCCGUUGGGUCGAUUUCCGAUGCGAUGAGUCCCGGCAGCGGCGUGUCCACGCACAAUGCAACCCGCACAAGCUCGCCCAGAAUACCGUCUCACAACCAUCGCGCAUCAAUCUACAACACACUGGAAGCAUUACCGCUGCCCGCGGGUGUGAUGCCAGUGGAACCACCGGCGAAGCCGUUUGCACGAAUGAAUCCAACCAUGAGUUUCGACGAUAUCUUGAAGGACAUGCCUCAAAAUGGCAAGAAAAAAUGA